Messenger RNA from Alternaria rosae, 3575 nucleotides. RefSeq lists its product as uncharacterized. The record is from RefSeq and is a predicted model, not a curated record. The transcript has 3 exons. Lineage: Eukaryota; Fungi; Ascomycota; Dothideomycetes; Pleosporales; Pleosporaceae. Bases 394 to 3396 code for a protein of 1000 amino acids.
CUCAGGACCACAUCUAGACAUACAACACUCGAGAUCACGAGAAAACCCAUGCGUCUUUCUAUUCUGCUCUGGAGAACGCUUAGUGUCUCCGCUGCGUGCGACCCAAUUGGAAGCAAUGGCAUGCUCAUCACCAAACGGCCCCUCUUUCACAUACGGAUUACCGGUCGUGAGGAGAACCCUCCUGCCGGAGCAACUCCAUGAACACGAUGUGAUUCGGUGGUUCAGGGUCUCUCAACCCCUCAGAGUCCAUGAAAUCAACAGAUUGAGUAUCCGCGUAGCUGAAAGAUAGGGAUUCAUAAAAGAGCUUCCUUCUGCUCUCUGUGUCCAAGAACACAUUCGUUCUGCACGCUCGCUCUUCUCCUACAUUUGCUCAAUCUUCAGUAGCCAGCCGACAUGUCAGGCUGCUCGCUCGUUGCCGCGGGUCUGCCGUCCCUCAUUGGGUCGGCCACCCCAACCUUCAGCUAUGAUCAAGCCAAGCAUAGCUUUGGAUUGGGCGACAACUUCGGUAUUCAAAUGACUUAUAUGUCUGGUACUUCUACCUGUUACCAAGGAACUAAGCCUACAUUCACACCCAUCAUUUCCAACCCGUUGCUAUUCUACACCCGCACCUGCUCCUACCAGACCCAGGGAGUGCCGGCCACCUACACAGGCAUCUUCUGUCAGAAUGCCGACCUUUUCGACUGGGUCAACAUAGGUCGUUACACGAUCGACAACUAUGCGUUUCUUAACCCGUUCGCUGCCACCCCCCGGGCCUUCACUGCUGCGUUCGGCGACCAGCCUUCCCCAAGCACUGUCGCUACAAGCUUUGUUCAGACGACUUCGACUGCUACCAACACUGUGUUUGCGCCUGUUAGGCCUGCGGCGACUACUACAGUCUCUUCCGCCUCUGCCACCAGCACACAGACAAACAUCGCCACUGUUACAUUCUCGGUCACUAGUGCUAUCACACAGACCUUCACUGUCUGCCCGACAUCCAUUCGACCGAGUUCCUCUAGCUCGUCUCCGGCACUCAUUGUACCAUCGUCUUCCCGCUCAGCCUCUCUCUCGGUUAUACCAUCAUCGUCGGCACAAGUGUCUACUACCACCACGGUCGUCAUCUCGACAGUUACGCCAACGCCUAGCUCAAUUUCUUCACCCUUCUCCAUCCCGUCACCAAGCUCAUUUUCUUCGCCUUCCCCCAUUCCAUCGCCAAGUUCAUCUGCUUCGCCUACUCCUAUCCCAUCGCCGAGCUCGUCCUCAACCGCGUCUUCUAUUCCGUCGCCAAGCUCAUCUGCCGCACCAGCCCCGAGUUCAUCUUCUACACCCUCCCCCAUCCCUCCGCCCAGCUCAGCUUCUGUCGUCACCACCACAGUGGUAAGCGUCACUACGACUACUCCAUCGAGCUUCUCUUCCAUCGUGUCGCCCUCGCCCGCUUCUUCCAGCUCAUCAACUUCACCGUCUCCUAUUCCAUCGUUCUCUUCAGCCUCCGUCGCUACCACCACUGUCGUAAGUGUGACUACGGUUGCUCCGACACCGAGCUCCACACCGGCCGCAUCAUCCUCGCCUGCUUCUUCUAGCUCAUCUGUACGCCCAUCAUCCAGCUCUGCUUCCUCGAGCCCUGCAUCAAGCCCGGCUUCUUCAAGCGCUGCGUCGAGCUCAGCAGCUUUCACCCCUGCUUCGAGCUCUGCUUCUUCAAGCCCUGUAUCGAGCCCAGCUUCUUCAAGCCGUGUUUCCAGCCCUGCUUCCUCAAGCCCCGCUUCAAGCUCUGUCACCCCCACUUCAGCCAGCCCAUCGCCAUCUGCGCCUGGUUUGUCCUGCCCCGCGAGCGAUGGUGCGACGUUCACCACCCCUCAAGGGGACUUCGUCGUCGAGUGCUUCAUCGACCGUACCAACUUCGAUAUCGGUGUUGCACCAGGCAACCCUGCGGACUACGAGCAGUGUAUCCAAGCCUGCGGAAGCACUUCUGGCUGCCAAGCUGUUUCAUACCUGCCAAAUGGCCCUUGUUACCUGAAGAGCGGUCUUGGUGCACCCGGGUCCAAUGGUGGUGUCUGGGGUGCUAGGAUUGCAUCAGUCUCUGUAUCUUCAUCUUCUUCGAUGGUCACUUCUUCUGCAGGCGCUUCCUCUCAGUCGGUAGCAACAACCACAGUUGUCAGCACUAAAGUCGUCACCGCCAGUUCCUCUUCCAGCCCUGCUGCCAGUUCAGGCGCUAGUGUUUCUUGCCCUGGCUCCAACGGCUCUACUGUCACUGCCAGCGGCAUGCAGUAUCUGGUCGAGUGCGGUGCCGACUACAUGGGUGGCGAUAUUGCAGGCCCAAUGAGCCCGACCUACCCUAGCUCCUACGAGGGCUGCUUGGCAGACUGCUCUACCACUUCAGGCUGUGUCGCCGCCAGCUAUGUCAUUAACGGUCCUUGCUACCUGAAGAGCGCAGCCAACAGUGCCGGUUCGAACAGCAACAUUAUUGGUGGAAGACUGGUCCGCAUCGUCUCAACCUCAGCGGCGCCCGCUUCCUCGACGGCACCUGCUUCCUCGUCUGCUGUUGCAUCCUCGCCUGCGGCUGUCUCUUCGUCUGUGGCUGUCUCUUCAUCUGCGGUUGUCUCCUCGUCUACGGCUAUCUCCUCAUCUGCGGCCCCCUCCUCGUCUAUAGUUACCUCAUCUCGCAUCUCUUCUUCUAUCUCCCCCUCCUUUUCUUCAGCAGCAACAAGCUCGGCUCCAGUCACUUCAGCUGCUCCAGCUCCCGGGCCCUCCACCGUUACUGUGACCACUACGGUCUCCAACACAGCAUACCAGUGCGCAUGCACACCUGCUAGCGUCUUCACUACAUCGUCGAGCCCUACAUCAUCGAGCGCUCCUGCUGCGAGCCCAACAGGCGCUACUAGCUGCCCUGGUUCAAAUGGCUCAAUGGUCACGACUUCAUGUGGCGCGGUAUAUGCUGUCGAGUGCAACUCUGACCGUUUCGGCAAUGACCUUGAAAAUGGCCUCGUAUACACCGACACGUACGAGCAAUGUCUUCAAGCCUGUGACAACACGACUGGCUGUGUCAAUGUCUCCUGGGUCAUUGGAAAGCCUGGUGCUUGUUACAUGAAGGGCAGCAUCGGUGACGUCCGCACUAACUCGAAUAUCAUCGGAGGACGCAAGCUCUCCGGCUGCUCCACCUUCAAGCUCCACCGCAAGCACGUUGUAAAGCGUGCCGGUUUCUAUGGCCCUGAUUCCACGUUCAUUCAGGCUCAAGUCACUGCAACUUCGACUGCUACUUCCAGGACUACCGUUACCACUACCUCGACACCCAUCUCCGGUACCGCUACACAGACGGUUUUCACGCUUGCCUCUGCCACCAUCAUCUCCACCACAAGCGUGCCUACCACCGUCUUCAACACCUUCAGCGUGACCACGUGCCCGACUGCUUCGCCCACACUCUGAGCACUGGGAUCUCGCUCCUGACGUAUGCCGACAUUGUCAAAUGGAUCUCACUGGUCAACGCUAGGCAAGCCAAUCGCAGUGCUUGUCUUUACACGAUAAUUUCAACUAUUGUCGCUCUUUAACACACGCAUUGGCACUCUUCGGUGUCUGCACGGGGUGUGUCUCAAUCAUAGAAAUGA